AUGAAAGAGAGAAGAAUUGCAAUGCAGCAACGAACAUUGUUGAAGAAUUUUAGUCAUAGAAAUUUUUAUGCAUUCAACGUGAUUUCAAGUUACUUACAAUUAAUCUCGAGGGUCAAUUUUACAGCAAUCAAAACAUUUGAACGUCGAAGAUCAUCCGUUCAUCGUGUUGUGUUGAAACAAAGACCUGUGAGACGAAGAACUCCCCUUCAUCAAUCACCAACCUGUUGUGUUUACGAGGCUGUUUCAACCGUGUUUACUAUAACAAACACCUUCAAAGAAAUUUAA
Molecule: messenger RNA, 285 nt
Organism: Clunio marinus
Lineage: Eukaryota; Metazoa; Arthropoda; Insecta; Diptera; Chironomidae
Source: the annotation of a GenBank genome assembly